AUGGAACGUACCAACCAGACUGCUUCUGUGACGGAGUUUAUUCUCCUGGGCCUCUCUGCCCACCCAAAGCUGGAGAAAAUGUUCUUUGUGCUCAUCCUGCUGAUGUACCUGGUGACCCUGCUGGGCAAUGGGGUCCUCAUCCUGGUGACUGUGUGGGUGCCCCGCCUGCACACGCCCAUGUACUUCUUCUUGGGGAACCUCUCCUUCCUGGACAUCUGCUACACAACCUCCUCAGUCCCCCUUAUUCUUGACAGCUUCCUGACCCCCAGGAAAGCCAUCCCCUUCUCAGCCUGUGCCGUGCAGAUGUUCCUCUCCUUUGCCAUGGGAGCCACAGAGUGUGUGCUUCUGGGCAUGAUGGCGUUUGAUCGCUACAUGGCCAUCUGCAACCCACUGAGGUACCCUGUAGUCAUGAGCAAGGCUGCCUACAUGCCCAUGGCUGUGGGCUCCUGGGUAGCUGGAAGCGUUGCCUCCAUGGUUCAAACAUCCCUUGCGAUGAAGCUGCCCUUCUGUGGGAACAACAUCAUCAACCACUUCACCUGUGAGAUCCUGGCUGUCCUCAAGUUGGCCUGUGCUGACAUCUCCACCAAUGUGAUCAGCAUGGGCGUGACCAAUGUGAUCUUCCUGGGGGUCCCAGUUCUGUUCAUCCUCAUCUCCUAUAUCUUCAUCCUCACCAACAUCCUGAGGAUCCCAUCAGCUGAGGGGAGGAAAAAGGCCUUCUCCACCUGCUCAGCCCACCUCACUGUGGUGGUUGUCUUCUAUGGGACCAUCCUCUUCAUGUAUGGGAAGCCCAAAUCCAAGGACCCCCGGGGGGUAGACAAGCAGGACCUUUCCGACAAGCUCACCUCCCUCUUCUAUGGGGUGCUGACCCCCAUGCUGAACCCCAUCAUCUACAGCCUGAGGAACAAGGACGUGAAGGCUGCUGUGAGGAGCCUGAUGAGUCGGAAACGCAUCACCCGGUGA
Molecule: messenger RNA, 960 nt
Organism: Manis pentadactyla (Chinese pangolin)
Lineage: Eukaryota; Metazoa; Chordata; Mammalia; Pholidota; Manidae
Product: olfactory receptor 13C7
Exons: 1
Coding region: 1-960 (319 amino acids)
Biological process (GO): G protein-coupled receptor signaling pathway
Cellular component (GO): membrane
Molecular function (GO): olfactory receptor activity; G protein-coupled receptor activity
Source: RefSeq, a predicted model, not a curated record